Molecule: messenger RNA, 570 nt
Organism: Amorphotheca resinae ATCC 22711
Lineage: Eukaryota; Fungi; Ascomycota; Leotiomycetes; Helotiales; Amorphothecaceae
Exons: 5
Coding region: 1-570 (189 amino acids)
Biological process (GO): mRNA splicing, via spliceosome; mRNA 5'-splice site recognition; spliceosomal snRNP assembly
Cellular component (GO): nucleus; U1 snRNP
Molecular function (GO): zinc ion binding; pre-mRNA 5'-splice site binding
Source: RefSeq, a predicted model, not a curated record
AUGCCGAAAUGUGAUUACUGCGAUGUCUACCUCACGCACGACUCGAUGAGCGUGCGCAAAGCGCACAAUAGCGGACGCAACCACCUCCGAAACGUCGUCGACUACUACCAGCAAAUCGGCCACGAGAAAGCCCAGUCCGUUAUCGAUUCUAUCACCUCUUCAUAUGCGGCCGAGGGCCAGUCCUCGUCGAAUCCGAUGCUGGGCCAGAAUCCUGGCGUUCAGCCUAUGAUGCCGCCGCCGUUUGGUUUCCCGGGUGGUGUCCCCCCACCACCCUUCGGCAUGCCAGGCGGUCCCGGCAUGAUUCCACCUCCAGGAGGACGAGGCAUGCCAAUGCCACCGUUCCCCGGCGGCCCCGGCGCUCCCCCCUUACCAGGCCUUCCCUUCCCACCGCCCGGCGGCCUCCCUUUCCCUCCCCCGGGCGGCCUGCCGCCGAAUUUCCAGUUCCCGCCGCCGCCGCCUGGUGGUUUCCCUGGGGGGGCGCCGCCCCCUGGGUUCCCGCCUGCGCCGCAGUUUGAUGGGCAGCAGCAGCAACAGCAGCAGCAGCAGCAGGGAGGUGGUGAGAGGAGAUGA